Acanthaster planci (crown-of-thorns starfish) is the source of this 6543-nucleotide messenger RNA. RefSeq names its product putative monocarboxylate transporter 5. The record is from RefSeq and is a predicted model, not a curated record. Gene Ontology annotation, biological process: transmembrane transport. Lineage: Eukaryota; Metazoa; Echinodermata; Asteroidea; Valvatida; Acanthasteridae. Gene Ontology annotation, molecular function: monocarboxylic acid transmembrane transporter activity.
AAACCCUGGGUGUGUUGCAAUCGUUUGAAGAGUCUGUCGCAACUACCAAGUGAACAGCUGAUUGUGGUUUGAAUGCUGGCGACUACGAACAAGCGGGCAGUCUUUGUGUCAAAGGCACCGCAAACAGCCAUAUGCCUCGCCGCAAAGUUGUCACAAAUAUGAUCAUUCAGUGAAAACUAGGGAGUAAUAUCACACCGAACUUUCAGGCGAUUUCGUCGAUUUUUGAGGCGUGAAUUUCUGUCGCUCUGCGUAUUUUGAACAAGUGUUGUGUACGUGCGUGCACAUUGCAAUUGCAGCACCAUGUCUGCGAUCCGGUUUCCGCGGAGGGUGAGGGCGAGUUUGGUGGAUGCCUUACAGUCCGAAUAUCCAUCCCGGAUCAGACACAGCAUCGUGGAGGCAAUGGCGAGCAAGUACCCUAGGCGGGUUCGCAAUAGCGUCGCGGAGGCUAUCAACUCGGAAAAGCUGCAGGUGAAGAACAGGUGGGGCUGGCUGGUCACUUUCUGCACCUUCUUGAUCAUUCUCCCCGUCACGGGCAUCCUCAGCGCAUUUGGCGUGAUCUUCGUCAAACUGCAGAAGGAAUUUCAAAUCAGCGACCUGGCUGUUGGAUGGAUCGGCUCCUUGGCAUUCGGUAUCAUGUUCGCUGCUUCUCCGUUCUCCACCUGUCUCUUCAAGCGCUUCGGCCACCGUGUCGUCACCAUCAUUGGGGUGCUUCUGUGCAGCGGGGGCCUGCUCCUCUCCAGCUUUAUGCCUGAUCCCCACCUCCUCUUCCUGACAUACAGCUUGCUGUUCGGCGUGGGCAGCAACUUCAUUGACAACACCUCCCUCAACCUAGUAGGGGCCUACUUCCCGCGGAAGAACAGCGCGAGGUCGACAUGUUUUGCAACGCUCGGCUGGAGUGUCGGUUCUCUUGCUCUCAACCCAGGCCUGGAAUUCUUGUCAGACGAGGUCGGCUGGCGGAAUACCUUCCGAAUCUGCAGCGGCGCCCUCUUCGUCAUCGGCAUGAUCAGCGCCUUAACCUUCCGGCCGCCUCCCCAAAAGUACUCGGACAUGAUCGCCAAAAUGGAGCGAGAGCGCCAGCUGCAGAAACUGAUGAGGAAGGAGUCCAAUGCCUGCGCGGGGGAGGCGAGCAGCAAAGCGGUAGCAGACGGGGACGGCGAAGAGAAGAGUGGCAACUCCGGGGAAAGCUGCAGCGGCCAGGGGUCGGAGUACCAGCCCAUCGGCCAGGACCAGAAACACACGUUGAAGCAAAACCUCAGAAGCUUUGCGAGGGCCUUCAAGGCUCCCGGAUUCGUCUUAUGGUUCACUGCUAACAUUGUCAUGAACAUCUCGCUCAUCUUCCCGUUUGUGAACAUGAUUAAAUUCAUGACCACGAUAGGCAUAACGGAGGAGGAAGGGAGCUUCGUCUUAACCAUAGUGGGCACAGCUGAUCUAGGGGGCCGGUUGGGCUCAGCUUUCUUUGGGGACCACCUGCCAGUGAAGAGUGUGUACGUCUACCCCGUCUGCUCCACCAUCAUGGCCGCGGCCACCUUCUGUCUCCUAUUGAUCAACUCCCUCACUGGCAUGUACGCCUUUUCCAUCGUUAUUGGCAUCUGCACUGGUGUAGUUAAUAGUAUGCUGUUCAAAGCAGUCAUGGACAUGUAUGGCAGCAACCUUGUGGCAGAGUCCUGGACCUUUACACUACUGGCUGCCGGCGUAGGAAUAUCAGUAGGACCUACCGUGGCAGGCGCGGCGUACGAUUACACACAGAAGUUCGACAUAGCAUUCUACGUGGGAGGAGCCAUGUUCGUACUAGCUAGUGUGCUCACGUUAGCUAUUCCCUUCGUCCAGAGGUACAAAGGAUGGGUUCCGCAGGUCAUUACGAAAAACGACAGUAGUUCCUCAAUGACGACCACGAGCAUCGAGACGGUGGAUACUGGUGAAGAGAUCGUGAAAGAGUGCGUGUGGGUAGCGUGAGCUGCCUUUUAAGGACGCGGUACCAGACAGGUUUCACUUUCAUUAUAUACUGGUAACGUUCUCAGCGUAAAGUAACCGUUGUGGCCAAUUACAUCAUAAAUGGCAUUGUGAAUUCUGGAAAAGGAGUAAAACGAGUAGAGUGCAAGCACGUCGCCUUGUUGCAGUGUGUCAACCGGUACCAGGUCGGAGCAAGUGACGUGACUAUAAAAAAAGUGGUGUGAAUAAUGAUUAUAGCGAAGAUAUUAUUUAUCUUGCCAAAUGUUUCACUGUUAUGCGUCGGUCUCCAACAAUUCUGAAUCACCUCGUUUGUGGAUUGAAGAUCUGUGAACCUGCAUUACAUGGUUUUCUACACACUGCUAUUGAAAUGCUAUACCAGAGUAUUUUUCUAAUGCGUUACAGGCUAUUUCACAGCAUAAGUGCCCCAAAAGUGAUAGGCAUGGUUGACUUGAAAUGACGCUAAAGUGUCACAUAUGUGAGCAGUGUUUCUCGACUUUUAUGUCCUACGUAUGUUGCAGGAGUACUUACUACUGGUUGGGUUUGUAAGACCAAGUUGGAAAAACUGAAAAAAAAUCAUUCUAUCGACUGAUUGGAGUGGAGUAAUGUAGCAAAACUAGCAAAUGUCAUGUGACCGUAGCACUCAGCUAAUGAAGAUACUACAAAUGUCGGUGAAGUGUACAUGUCAAAUACAUGUCAUGUACAUGUAAAUACAUGUCAAAUACUGACUUCAUCGAAUGGUGUAGCUUGCCUCACAAGCUGAUCCGCAGAGCAUUCUGUUUUCCCGAGGCAAAGCACCAGGAGAUUUUUCUUCUAUAACACCUGUCCCACAGAUUCUGCUUUAAUUUAAGCGAGUCACUGAGUAAUUUGAGCUAAAUGUACACCUAAAAGGUGCAUCCGUUUAAUGGAGAAUCUGUUGACCCUUUGCCAGCACUUUACCAAACUACCUCUUCACGAAAUGUCCGAACCUAGUUCAUAGCGCUAGCACGCGUCAUGAGGCAUUUGCAUACAAUGCCGGUGGUCAUUCGUAUUGUUCUCUAAUUUCUACGGGUAUUGCUCUUUGGUUGCUGCGGGUAUAGUGUAAUUCGAAAGCCAGAUUUAGAAGCCAUUAAUGCGAUGACAUAACGCUCGUGGACUGGUGGUACGCGCGUGUUACAUAGUUCUUUGACUAAUAUUGCAGUAGGGUGUCAUGAUCUGCCAAAUGCACGCGCGCUUCAAAUUUAAGUGCAGUGCCACCGGUCUUUUAGCCGUGAAAUGCAAGAUAGGCCCUAGUAAAAAUAGCACAUGCCACGUACGUGACGAGCUCUCAGCCAAUCAUCUCAAUCUGUGAGUGAGUCGUUAUAGUAUGUGGCUUACAACUGUGAAUGGGAGAAUACUCUGUUGCUGGAGUAAUGUAGCUUUACUCAAGAAUUUUAUAGAUGAACUGAGUAUUCAAUACGGGCGAUUCACGAUAGUGCGCCUCCAAGAGUUUACAACGCCUUGGCCAAUCACAACACGAUGUGAAUCGCCCGUAUUGAGUACUCAACAUUACUUUAAAAUACCUUGUACACUAUGCUUAAAUACAGCGUAUAGUUGAAAUGCUCUGCCUUGCUACUUUUUCAUCAGUGUAUAUGAUGAUAAAUGCACCCACAGCAUUUGAUAAUGUACUGAAAUUAUCGCAAAGUGACUUGACGACUAAUACCUCAUGGUUGAUUCAACCAUCAAUUUACAAUAUAGCUGCCUUGUACACAAGCAAUACCACUAUUGUGAUACUUGUAUUGCGAAAAAUUUGAAUUUGGCCAUGCAGUCUAUUUUUAGAAGAUAUGCUAUACACUAAAACCUACUCGUCUCUUAACAGUAUUCAUGGGGAAGGAAAAGUUACAUCGUCCGUUGUAUUUGAUUAUUUGUUAAUCAUGCACGGAAAGGUGUACAUAAAACUCAUUUUUCGUGCUUGAACGAUCUCUGGCUUGAAAACAUGCAUGCGUAUUUCAGUAACCCUUUGUAUGCAAAAAUAUCACAUGACCAGGACCAGCUGGGUAAGGGGAUUGGUUUCCUUUAUUAUGCAGUAGCCUAUCAAUGCCAUCUAAUGUAUAGUCUACAAGCAAUCGUGUAUUGUAUUCAAAAGCUGGUAACAACUGAAACGGAAAUUCGAACAGACCAAUGCAUAUUGUGGUCAGUGCGACAGGAACCGAGAGAGCCCGUUUCCUUGCGACCUUGAACAAUAUGUUUAAACCCCUUUUACCUCGAUGGUUUGACGACAUACUGCGGCCAUUUUUAGGGUUUCUCACAGCUUGUAUUUCAAUUGGGCUUCCAAUACAAAUGGGAUAUGUGAUAAAGAUCUGAAUGAUGCAAAAUGAAGUACAUGUACAUGUACACCAAUGUCGCUUCUCGUAUUGGUUUACUGUGCUUCUUUUGUGAAGAUAGCAAAAAGUUCAAUCCUCAAUAAAAUAUUUCCCAACCAGUCGAGGAUCUUUCGCGAGGAAUGAAAGGCCUGAAUGAAUAAGCUGUUCUUGCACACCUGUUUUACGCAACAAGCAUGCCUAUCAUAUUUUCCUGUCGAGAUAAUCUGUCAAUAACCUGAUAUCUGUCAAACGCGAAUUACGUCACACGGCAAUCUAUUAUCAAGAUAGUAGAGGAAAAGAUAACUAAUUUUUUCUGAAUUGCACACUGUCCUUGAAAUCUGGACAGGGAUUCGAUUUAGGUGUUUUGUCGCUGAGACUUGUGCUAAAGUUACGUGCGUGCGUGUGAGGUGUGGUUGAGUCGUGGAGAAAAGCUCGUUUAGAGGAGAAAUCCUUCGCGGCAGGAUAGCAUGAGCCGCGUCUGUCCGGUGUCCACUCAGAUUCCGCGCACCUUGCGUGGUUUUGAUAAUGCCACAUAACAUUCCAAUAAUAAACAUGACUGUCCAGUCUACUUCAACUAAUAAAAGAACAGCACAAAGGACACUGUUUAAUCAUAGAACUACUUGAUACAGUUUAAACGUGGUGGCGGACAUCAUUGAAACCAGACCCAUUGUUAAACGGCAAUUCAUUUGGCUAAUGUUUUCUUUGAGGGGGAAUUAAUUUGUUAGUUUUCCUGCGAGGAGAAACUUCAUAAAAAGUGAAAGAGAAAAUUGCUUUCGAAUUUUGAAAAAAAAUACUUUGAAAAACAAAUUAUACAGCAAAAGGUACAUUUUUAAAAGAAUGAAUGACUGCAAUGUUUAGGGCGUCAUUUUAGGGAGGUUGAUCAAGUAAAACGGUUGGCCGACUUCAGACAGUUUGCCAAUCAGUGCAAUUGUGUCUAAUUACAAAAUAAUGACAUAAGUGUGUGUGUAUUUUAUGUACAGUGUAAUUUAUAUGUAUGUAUAUGUAGAUUAUAAACUGUUUAGAGAUAUAUAAGUAGUGAGAAGAUACUUACAAUGGUGCACCAUUUACAUUUUAAAUAUCAAAUUUGUUAUAACGUAACUCAGAGAAGAAAUAAGAUAUUUCCAGCUUCCCUUACUUCAAAUGACGGAUUUGUUCUUGACUUUUUGUUUCCCUUAAAAUACUUAUUGGUGGUUGAAUACAUCAAAUAUUCUAUUCUGCGUGUAUUAAAUGUUCUUAUUUCAAUUUUUAUCCAAAAUAAAACAAAAUUAUUGCCACCGUUUAUGCACAAAAUGAAUCCAAAUAUAUUUACAGGUAUGUGGGUAUUUGGAUGGAAAGGUAUUGAUGUAGAAUAACUAUCGAUUACAAGAAAGAAUUUAAUGCACGGUAACCCGAUGUACAGGAACUUGAAAAUCUCGGCGUAAAAUCAAUAGAUUAUUUGUUCAGUUACAGAGCAUCAACCAUACAUGGACAGUAUAAAAAUCCGUAGAAUUUGUUGCUGGUCCGUUAAUGAAACUUGCACGUUUCAAUGAGUUUUGUUCUCUACUUUUCUCUCCACUGGUUGUUACUCACUUAAUUUUGUUAUUUAUUAACCAAUUAAUCGUUUUUUAAAGAUAGACAAAGGAGUUUGAUAUUCGCAAUCGGAUUAUUAUUCAGAUUAGGCUUAAGAAGUACGCAGACAGGAGAAGUGGGUACAAAUCAUGUACCUAUGACGGGACACGUCUAGUGUAAAGUAUAACGCAUUAUCUCAUGCGCGUAGAAAGAUUUGUUCUGUCAUACACAGCCUGCGUAAAGUGCCGAACCAAUCUGAACUGAUAUGUGGUAUGGAAUUGCCUAUUCCAGAAACUAAAAUAAGUAAUACUGCUUUGGAAUAAACCCUCAAAUUGCCAGUUAUUGUAUACCUUACCCUUUUAGAUCAAUAAUCAAUAAUACAUAACCUGGGUGAUGAUCCCAUGAAAUAAAAAUUGAGAUUCUGUCUUCGAGUUCUUGUCAAAGUUACGGCACGUUUGCUAGGAAUAGGAUAGUCUCUUAAUGUAGGCUGAGUGUGCUACAGUUGUUUUAUGUCCUUAAAAGUAGCUGUUAGGAAGAAACUCAUGUACAGUAUAUCCUUUAUAAGAGAACGAUUGAUCAUUCCUAUAUUAGGAUAUAGCCAUGAGAUUCCGUGGCUGAAUAAUAUAUCCAAUUAGUUAAACGACAUGCUGCUCAGAUUGUUACACGUACGUGUUUAUGGAAAUUUAAACUAUUUUCAACAAUAAAACAUCAUUUCAACAUUUCGUAA